AUGUUUCUUGCGAAAACGUUGAAUCAAACGGGAGCCAAUUGGAAGAUUACCAUUCCCGAUGUGCAGAAAUUGAUCAUUGAACGAGAGGCCCCAAAACAGUCCUCAUGGCUUUCCCGUUUUGGUGAAAGCAAUCAACUCUUCAAGGCAAUCUUCAAAAGGUUCAAAGAUGACUCUGGGCUAAAGGCAAAGUACGGUUUUGGUGACUAUCAUAGCUACGAGACGAUCAUGAAAUAUCUGGAUGAUGUCGAGAGGGGAUAUCCAAACAUUGCGAAGACUUUCAUCGCUGGGAAAUCGGCUGAGGGAAGACCAUUGAAGGGGAUCAAGAUCGGUAACCCAAUCUCCUCCACAGACAAACGUGUGAUUUGGAUUGAUGGCGGGAUCCACGCAAGAGAAUGGGCAGCCGUUCACACAGCACUCUGGUUCAUUCAUCAGCUAAUCUCCACGUAUGAAAUCGACUCCACAACGCGUUCUUUCAUCGACUCGCUUUCUUUCUACAUCCUUCCACUCGCGAAUCCGGAUGGCUACGAGUUUUCGCGUGACGACAUCACUCCAUUGCAUCGUUUAUGGCGAAAGAAUCGCGGGGAUAUUCGGUGUAAACUCGAUUUGCGAUGGUUUCGCGAGCGCUGCUGUGGAGGCGUCGAUUUGAAUAGGAAUUUCGAUUUCCAUUGGGCUGAAACUGGCUCCUCAACCGAGCGAUGCUCUGAAGUUUUUCAAGGUGACACUGCUUUUAGUGAACCAGAAUCACGAGCCAUCCGCGACAUGCUGAUGUCACCAGAAUUGCACGGGAAAACAGACGCUUUCAUCACAUUGCACACGUAUGCACAGAUGUGGAUCCAUCCCUACAGUAAUCAGGAGAGAACCUAUCCAGAGGAUGUGCAAGAUUUGCGAGAAGUCGGUUUAAACGGAGUCGCAGCGUUGGAAAAAGACUAUGGAACGGCGUAUCGUUUUGGAACUGGAGCCGAUAUUUUGUACCCGUCAUCGGGCGGAUCGGACGACUGGGCGAAGGGAGUGGCCAAAGUGAAAUACGUUUACUUGUUGGAGUUGCGACCAGCUGAUGAAGUUUGGGACGGUUUCCUCCUCGAUCCACGUCAAUUGAUCCCUACCGGAAAAGAGACAUGGGAUGGGAUUAAGGUCGUCGUUCAAGCAGUACUCGAUCGCGCAAGAGCCAACAGACCUGAGCUUUCCCCAUCGAUCAUCACAACAACAACCACUCCACCGCCAACAACGACAACAGUACCAUGGUGGAAAACGAGCACAACACAAAAGACAACAACGAGAAGAGUAUUUACCCCUCGUCCAGUAGCCGUUGAUCAAUCGAUUGCAAACCUUCAACAAUGCGUUGAUCGUUCGCCGUGGUGCUCGGCGUGGUUACAAGGGAAUCCCGAUGUUUGUAGGAUCUCUUCGAUCUACAUGCGUCGUGAUUGCUCGCGAAGUUGUGGCUUUUGUCGAGCUCGUCAAAUUCGUUUUAUUCCAAAAGCACACGGACUCUCGAGUCGGGUUGUUCAGGGCGACUCUCACUCAACUCUUCACUCAUCCCUCUCCACCGAAAGAAAA
Molecule: messenger RNA, 1554 nt
Organism: Mesorhabditis belari
Lineage: Eukaryota; Metazoa; Nematoda; Chromadorea; Rhabditida; Rhabditidae
Source: the annotation of a GenBank genome assembly